UCUUUGCUUUAGUGAAAGUGAAACUCUAGAGACAUUAACUGUGAAAUGGCGCAGCAAGGAAAUCAAGCAGACAGAGUGAAAUUCUGUUGUUCCAUCUGUCUGGAUUUACUGAAGGAUCCAGUGACUAUUCCCUGUGGACACAACUACUGCAUGAACUGUAUUAAAACUUUCUGGGAUGGAGAAGAGCAGAAAAUCCACAGCUGUCCUCAGUGCAGAAAGACUUUCAAACCGAGGCCUGAACUAGGUAAAAACACCAUGUUAGCAGAGUUAGUGGAGGAGCUGAAGAAGACCGGACUGGGAGCUGCUCCUGAUGAUCACUGCUAUGCCGGACCUGAAGAUGUGGCCUGUGAUUUCUGCGCUGGGACGAAGCUGAAAGCCCUCAAAUCCUGUCUGGUGUGUCUGGCCUCUUACUGUGAGCAACACCUUCAGCCUCACUAUGAUUCUCCUGCUUUUAAAAAACACAACCUGGUCGACGCUUCUGCUAAACUUCAGGAGACCGUCUGCUCUCUUCACAAUGAAGUGAUGAAGAUUUUCUGCCGCACUGAUCAACAGUGUAUCUGUAUUCUCUGCUCCAUGGAUGAACAUAAAGGCCACGACACAAUCUCCGCUGCAGCAGAAAGGACUGAGAAGCAGAAGGAGCUCAGCAUAAGUCAGCAAAAUAUUCACCAAAGAAUUCAGGACAGACAGAAAGAUAUGAAGGAGCUUCAACAGGAGGUGGAGACCAUCAAUCAAUCAGCUGAUAAAGCAGUGGAGGACAGUGAGAAGAUCUUCACUGAGUUGAUCCGUCUCAUUCAGAAAAGAAGCUCAGAUGUGAAGCAGCAGAUCAGAUCCCAGCAGGAAACUGAAGUGAAUCACGUCAAGGAUAUUCAGGAGAAGCUGGAAAAGGAGAUCACUGAGCUGAAGAAGAAAGACACUGAACUGGAGAAGCUCUCAUGCACAGAGGAUCACACCCAGUUUCUUAAGAAAUACCCCUCGAUGUCAGAUGUUUGUGGAUCUGCAGACUCUCCCAGAAGCAACAUCAAUCGCUUGUGGUACUUUAAGGAUGUGAUGGCAGAUGUUACAGCAGCCAGAGAUAAAAUGCAGGUCAUUCUUAGUGAGAAAUGGCAACAAGCAGAUCCGAAGACCAGAGCAGAGUUCUUACAGUGUUCAUGUCAGAUCACACUGGAUAAAAACACAGCACACACUCUUCUGAUGUUAUUAGACAGGAACAGAAAGAUAACAUAUAAUAUAUUUAAACAAACUGUUCGAGUUUCAGAAAUAUUGAGUGCAUAUCAGGUUCUGAGUAAAGAUGGACUGACUGGACGUUGUUACUGGGAGGUGGAGAGGAGCGGGACUGUUGACGUAGCAGUCGCAUACAAGGAUAAUGGCAGAAAACUUACAGAUGCAUUUGGAUACAAUGAUAAGUCUUGGGCUUUACGAUGUGACACUGGAUACACAUUCACACAUAACAAGAUCUCAGUAGCCAUCUCAGGCCCUCAGUCCUCAAGAAUAGGAGUCUACCUGGAUCACAGUGCAGGUGUUCUGUCCUUCUACAGCAUCUCUGAUACGAUGACUCUCCUCCACAGAGUCCAGACCACAUUCACUCAGCCUCUCUAUGCUGGACUCAGGCUUUUCUCUGAUGAUGACACUGCUGAGUUUAGUGAGUUGAAGUAGACAGAGUAGAAUAAGGAUAGUUAAUGUUUACACCUGAUUUGACCAUUGUACUACAAACUGUGGUCCUGACUUACUAUGACAGAGAAAGUUGUUUUCCAUUACAUUUUUCACAAUGGCUGAGAAUUACUACACUUUCAAUGUUACUGCUCUUAAUA
Molecule: messenger RNA, 1808 nt
Organism: Scomber japonicus (chub mackerel)
Lineage: Eukaryota; Metazoa; Chordata; Actinopteri; Scombriformes; Scombridae
Product: tripartite motif-containing protein 16-like
Exons: 1
Coding region: 46-1653 (535 amino acids)
Molecular function (GO): zinc ion binding; protein binding
Source: RefSeq, a predicted model, not a curated record